AUGGGGGAAGACGUAGACGCCGUAGCCGGAGACCCCGGUGUCGGCAAUAGCACCGGACGCAGGGGCGACCCUCCCGGCGCACCCAGAGACCGGGACGACCACAAGAACCGGAGGCGGCAUUCCCGGGCAGCUCAGAGGCACACCACGGAUCGCCACGAAGGCGACGACGGCAAUGAUGAUGAUAGCGACGACUCGGACGCUGGCUCAGAUUACAGUUCCGUUUCAGUGGACGAACUCCCACCUAUCCGCUCCUACGGCCACACUUACCACGGGUCCGGUGUUCUUCUCAUGCCCAACGAUGAAUCUGAACGUGCCCGCCUGGAAAUUCAACACCAGCUGUUCAAACUCUGUUUGGAAGGCAGUCUUACGGCUACCAAGCUUCCCAAGGACCAGCCCCUGAACAUCCUUGAUAUUGGCUCAGGGACGGGAAAUUGGGCGAUUGAGAUGGCGCAGCAGUACCCUCAGGCCAAGAUUAUGGGUGUCGACUUGUCAGCGGCACUGUUGCCGACCAACGUUCCCUCGAACGUCGUUUUUGAGGUGGAAGACGCGACAGAUCCAUGGGAUAGGGGAAAGAACAGCCUUGACUUCGUGCACAUGCGCAACCUUGUGGGCGGCGGCGUCCCGGAGUGGAAGCCCCUUUUCGAACAGGCGUACGAGCAUCUCAAACCCGGCGGCAUGAUCGAGUUUGCGGAGGUGCGGCCGCGGUACUUUGAUCUCAUCGACAGCAGCUCGGACGAGCCCUCGGCACCGACCAACGAGGAGGAAAAGAAUGGCCCUAUGGCAGGCUGUCGCGAGUUCGAAUUGCGAUUUGCGCAGAUGGCACAGAUUGCGGGCGUGGAUUUUGAUCCGAUACCCAAGAUCCCCAGCAUCUUGACGGAUGUGGGAUUUGAGAAGGUUGGCCGUUGGUCGGACUUGGUGCCGAUACAAGCCGUUGGUCACGACGAGAAGAUGGUAAGGAAAGGGGCCCAAUUUGCCCAGAUGCUCGAAUAUGGAGGCCUGGAAAACUACUCGUUGGCCGUAUUCGCGAAAGGAGGUUGGGACGAGAAUGAUACCCGGGCCCUCUUGCAGAGAGUCCACAAAGAGUCGCGGGACCCGGCGAACGAGGCUUACGGAAAAGUAUCUUUUGUCACUGCGAGGAAGCCGAUGCAAUGA
Molecule: messenger RNA, 1152 nt
Organism: Colletotrichum chrysophilum
Lineage: Eukaryota; Fungi; Ascomycota; Sordariomycetes; Glomerellales; Glomerellaceae
Exons: 3
Coding region: 1-1152 (383 amino acids)
Molecular function (GO): methyltransferase activity
Source: RefSeq, a predicted model, not a curated record